GAUCUGCACCGCGUCAAAAGGUAGAAGGAGCGUGCAGCGACUUUACCAUCGAGCAUCCACUCCAUGCCAACUGCGCAGCAGCUUCCUCAUUUCUUUCUUUUCAACUCCUUUUCGUAUGUUUAAAAUCUCAGCCACCAUUUUCUAUUUUGAUUUUGAUACGCUUUAUAUUUCUUUUCAUUUCUCAUCGUCAUCUAUCCCCAAUCACAAUGUUUCUAACAGAGACUUCCAUUUUCCCUUCCUUCUUCGAUCCGUUUAACAAUACGAAGAACAAGAAAGAUGCAGCCCAUAUGAAAUUCGACCUGUUCUCUCACUCCUUCGACGAAUCCCUUCUUCGUCGUCUCAAAACUUUAACCAAUUCCUCCUCCUCAUCUCCACCGUCCGUUGCAAUAAAUCUCUCCUGGCUUUGCUCAGCCCUUGAUUUUCUCUCCUCCACACAUGACGAAGCCAUAAAUCUACUUUCUUCUCUCAAGCUCGAUAAUUCUUUGGAUAUUUACCUGGAUAACAGUGCCAAGCUCCUCGAUCUCUGCAACUCGAUCAGCUCAGAGAUCGAACGCUUCCGCCAUCGCCGACUUGUCCUCAGUUUUGCACUUCACGUUCUUAACGACGGCAGUGAAGAUCAAGAGAAGCUGACAAGAGCUAGGGUUUCAUUAUCUGAUUGGGUAAAUAAUUACAAAGGACCCAUAUUUGAUAGCAACAACAAUUUGGAGAAUUUAGCAAGGGAUUUGGCAUUGAGGCUUAAGGAGGUUCCACGUGGAAAGAUCUCAGCCGAUGAAAGGCUUGUUCGCCGUACGAUCCACGCCGUUGGGUUAGUAACGGUGUUCGUUGCUGGAGUUGUGAUCACGGCGUUACGUGGAUCCACGGGCUUAGUUGUUGCCGUUAGAGCGCCGCCCGAGUUUUUGUGGGCCGACUCGUUCAAUUUUCUCAACACAAUGAUUUCAAAUAGGCCAGACAAAAAGAGGUAUCUACUCAACGAGCUUGAUGAGAUGGAGGCGCGUAUUAAGGAAGUGAGUGGCGUCAUGGUCGACGGUAGCGGAGAGAACGGGGAAAGGUCAAGCAGUGCCGUUAAGGAGCUGGAGAUGGUGACGGAGAGGUUGGGAGAGGGAUUGGAUAGGUUGGGUAACGGCGUGAAUGAAAUAUUCAAUUCGGUUUUGAGUACUAGAAGGGGGAUGCUGGAGAAAAUGAGUGGGUCCACCACAAGAGAAACGAAGCGAUGCUAAAAAGGUUACAAGCAACCUAUACACUAAGCGUGUACUGGAUAAUGUGUCUCUGGUGUUUCUAAAAUAGUUUAAAAUACAAUAAAAGUUUUUUUUUAUA
Messenger RNA from Populus nigra (black poplar), 1314 nucleotides. Its product is annotated as protein BPS1, chloroplastic-like. The record is from RefSeq and is a predicted model, not a curated record. The transcript has a single exon. Lineage: Eukaryota; Viridiplantae; Streptophyta; Magnoliopsida; Malpighiales; Salicaceae. Bases 207 to 1217 code for a protein of 336 amino acids.